This is a messenger RNA of Procambarus clarkii (red swamp crayfish), 726 nucleotides long. The record is from RefSeq and is a predicted model, not a curated record. NCBI's taxonomy places the organism in Eukaryota, Metazoa, Arthropoda, Malacostraca, Decapoda, Cambaridae.
AUGACGACACGACACUUCACUGAUAAGGGGCGGUGGCGGAGUGGACCUCUGGUUGGGUCACUUUGUGACCCAAGACCCAAGGUCACAAGGACGUCAAGGUCCUCUGGUUGGGUCACUUUGUAUCCCUUCAACCCAUCCACCGUCAACCCAUCCACCGUCAACCCAUCCACCAUCAACCCAUCCACCGUCAACCCAUCCACCGUCAACCCAUCCACCGUCAACCCAUCCACCGUCAACCCAUCCACCGUCAACCCAUCCACCGUCAACCCAUCCACCAUCAACCCAUCCACCAUCAACCCAUCCACCGUCAACCCAUCCACCGUCAACCCAUCCACCAUCAACCCAUCCACCAUCAACCCAUCCACCGUCAACCCAUCCACCGUCAACCCAUCCACCGUCAACCCAUCCACCAUCAACCCAUCCACCGUCAACCCAUCCACCAUCAACCCAUCCACCGUCAACCCAUCCACCGUCAACCCAUCCACCAUCAACCCAUCCACCGUCAACCCAUCCACCGUCAACCCAUCCACCGUCAACCCAUCCACCAUCAACCCAUCCACCAUCAACCCAUCCACCGUCAACCCAUCCACCGUCAACCCAUCCACCAUCAACCCAUCCACCAUCAACCCAUCCACCAUCAACCCAGAAUUGGCCGCUAUAGUCACUGAACGCCCCGACCAAAUACCGUUCUUGACAAGAGCUACGACAGGCCUCCCGGGCACAUGA